AUAGAUGGACUUAAGCAGGAGUACAGCACAGUUUCGUCGUACAGAUGUUCGGAUGAUCUUUACAAACAUGAUGCAUUUCUCGCAAAUCCAGACAGAAAUCGUUACAACGAUAUCGUUUGCCUGGAUGCAACACGAGUAGUUCUACAUCAUGAAGCACCUCCCUUAACAGACUACAUUCAUGCCAACUGGGUGAAGUUUGAGAAGCACAACAGAGCAUUUAUCAUGACACAGGCUCCACUGGCAAACACAAUAGGCGACUUCUGGCGCAUGGUGUUCCAAGAAAACUGUUCAAGCAUCGUUAAUCUCACGCAGCCUGUCGAAAUAGAGAACUUGAAGUGUGUACAUUAUUGGCCCCUGAAAGCUGGAAGUUUUCACACAUACGACAAGAUGUUUGUCAACACAAAAAAGAUAGAUCAUGACGACAACUUCCUCAUUUACACCGUCGAAUUGCUUCCUGAUGGCUGCUCAAAUUCGCAUAUUGUUAAACUAAUUCACAUGACCAAUUGGCCGGAUAAAGGUGUGCCACCUAGCGGUCGACAUGUUCUUCGGCUCUUGAGGAAGGUUGUGGUAAGUGACGAUGCUUGUGCGAGAUCGUCCAGUUGUAUGUUCCAA
Molecule: messenger RNA, 612 nt
Organism: Ostertagia ostertagi
Lineage: Eukaryota; Metazoa; Nematoda; Chromadorea; Rhabditida; Trichostrongylidae
Source: the annotation of a GenBank genome assembly